GUUGAGCUUCCCAAUAUUCUAGACAUGGACCUGGCAUCUAAUCCAAAUGUAGAUGUAUUCCGGUGUAGUCUCAAUUGACGCCAACCGAAUCCGCUUCGCGGUUCGAGAUUGGAAGUCCAUGCUGGCGUUGAAAAUCCUUAGCGCUCGCAUACGGGACAUCUUAUCCGGGACAUUCCGGGAUCCACAGAAAAAGCUGUCUUACAAGCAGCAGCAGUGGGUACAAAUCUGGCAGCAGAUAUUCACGCAGGUGGGAAAAUGAAAGGUAUCGGUGCUAUGAAGGACCCAAAGCGGUUCUAUGUUUGUUUUUUGUAGGUAAAUGAACAUACCAUGCAUUGCAUUAGAGCCAGGAUAUGGAUACAC
Molecule: messenger RNA, 360 nt
Organism: Aspergillus caelatus
Lineage: Eukaryota; Fungi; Ascomycota; Eurotiomycetes; Eurotiales; Aspergillaceae
Exons: 1
Coding region: 53-259 (68 amino acids)
Source: RefSeq, a predicted model, not a curated record